AUGGGCAGUAUUGAAGCAAUCCCAACUGUCGAUAUUAGUGCAUGGAUUGACACAUCUAGCACAGAAGAGGAACGUCAACGGGCGGUUGAUGAAAUGCGUAACGCUUGUACAAGAUAUGGCUUUUUCAACCUUAUUGCGCAUGGCGUGUCGCCGCAGGCCCAAAGUCAGGCUUUGAACUGUGCGAAAUUAUUUUUCACUUUAUCCGAGCAGGAAAAGAUGGAAGUUUGCAUUUCAAAGUCCGUAGGAAGGUCUUUUAGGGGAUACGAACCACCGGGUAUUCAAGUUCACCAGGAAGGGCUCCUCCCUGAUACAAAAGAGUGCUUCAUCAUUGGACAUGAAGUUCCUGAACAUGAUCCAGAAUGCGGCACAUUUUCCACGGGCCCUAACCUUUGGCCCAAGUCACUACCCGAGGACGAGUUUCGCAUUCCAAUAAUGGAGUACCAAGCAAGAAUGGUGGCACUUGUCAAAGUGCUGCUGAAGAUUCUCGCCCGUGGCUUGCCAAAGGAGUGGAACUGCUCACCAGACGUACUGGAUCCUCUGGGCGAAAACAAUCCAUCGAUUCCGAUGAGACUGCUACAUUAUGGCCCUCAGCCUAUCAGAGAUGAUAGACAAUUUGGAGUCGGUGAUCACACUGACUUUGGUUGUGUGACGAUACUCCUACAGGACAUGGGUACCGAGGGCCUUGAAGUCUGGUACCCACCCACAGAGACCUGGAUCCCUGUUCCCCCUCAGGAAAAUGCAUAUGUGAUCAAUGUUGGGGAUAUGUUGCAGAAGUUUACUGGUGGGUAUUAUCGGAGUGCCCGACACAGAGUCGUUACUUUCACGGCGAAUCACCGAUAUAGUGUUCCGUUCUUCCUGAAUGGUCAGCUUAAGCUCAAGUGCAAGACUUUAGAUGGAUCCGGGACUGAAACAAUAGUCGCAGAGCACAUUCGAGGAAGACUGCUUGAGACUAUGGGGAAGGCAGGCGAGAAGCUGAAGUAA
Messenger RNA from Penicillium brevicompactum, 981 nucleotides. Its product is annotated as isopenicillin N synthase family dioxygenase. Gene Ontology annotation, molecular function: dioxygenase activity. NCBI's taxonomy places the organism in Eukaryota, Fungi, Ascomycota, Eurotiomycetes, Eurotiales, Aspergillaceae. The record is from RefSeq and is a predicted model, not a curated record. Bases 1 to 981 code for a protein of 326 amino acids. The transcript has 3 exons.